AUGAGCCACAUCUACGGCAGCCACCUCUCCCCCAUGGGCAGCCCCUCCAUGGUGUACCUCCCGGCCGCCCUGGGCUUCGCCCCCAGCGGUACGAUCUCCCGGCAGGACCCCCCGCAGAAGCCCCCCUACAGCUACAUCGCCCUCAUCGCCAUGGCCAUCAAAGAAGCUCCGGAGCAGAAGGUGACCCUCAGCGGCAUCUACCAGUUCAUCAUGGACCGCUUCCCCUUCUAUCACGACAAUAAGCAGGGCUGGCAGAACAGCAUCCGCCACAACCUCUCCCUCAACGACUGCUUCGUCAAGGUGCCGCGGGAGAAGGGACGGCCCGGCAAGGGCAGCUACUGGACCCUGGACCCCCGGUGCCUGGACAUGUUCGAGAACGGCAACUACCGCCGGAGGAAGAGGAAGCCCAAAGCCCCGGGGCCACCGGAGGCGAAGGGCGGCGCGGCCCCCGCGGACGGCGAGCAGCCGGGGCCGGCCGCUCGCCCCGACGAACCCAAGAGGGCCAAAGGGAGCGCGGCGGCGGACUCGGGCGACGAGGGGGUCCCCAGGCCGGGCGGGGGGGAAACGGCCUCCCCCGGGGGUCCUCCCCGCUGCGCCGGCGCCCCGGCCCCCGCCGCCGCCGCCGCCGCCCCGCCGCCCAAGAGCGGCCCGCGGGGCCGCAGCUUCAGCAUCGAGAGCAUCCUCGCCCAGGGGCUGAGGCAGCCCCCCCCCGGGGCAGCCCCCAAGGCGGCCCGGGAGAGCCCCGUCGGUUGCCUCGGCGGCUCCCUGGUCGCCAGCGGCGGCUUCGGCCCGGCCCUCAAUGCCUCCCUCAUGCUCGACUCCCAGGUGCACGGGAGGCUUUACCACAUCGGCAUCCCCUUCCUCUCCUGCUUCCCUCUCCACUUCUCCGAGGCGGUAUUUAAUUUCCAGUAG
Molecule: messenger RNA, 912 nt
Organism: Gymnogyps californianus (California condor)
Lineage: Eukaryota; Metazoa; Chordata; Aves; Accipitriformes; Cathartidae
Gene: FOXL1
Product: forkhead box L1
Exons: 1
Coding region: 1-912 (303 amino acids)
Biological process (GO): cell differentiation; regulation of transcription by RNA polymerase II; anatomical structure morphogenesis
Molecular function (GO): DNA-binding transcription factor activity, RNA polymerase II-specific; RNA polymerase II cis-regulatory region sequence-specific DNA binding
Source: RefSeq, a predicted model, not a curated record